This is a messenger RNA of Nematolebias whitei (Rio pearlfish), 811 nucleotides long. It is a transcript of the gene mblac1, whose product is annotated as metallo-beta-lactamase domain containing 1. The transcript has 2 exons. The coding region runs from base 19 to 684 and encodes 221 amino acids. The record is from RefSeq and is a predicted model, not a curated record. Lineage: Eukaryota; Metazoa; Chordata; Actinopteri; Cyprinodontiformes; Rivulidae.
UUGCUUGGAUUGUUUGACAUGACAGUUCCGGACAGGACUGUGAGUUCUGGUCUGUACCAGAGGGUGUGUUUGUCUGAGACCCAGCUAGAGUUCCCAGGUCUCCCAUACUCCGUGUCGGUCUUGAAACCGGGUUUCUGUUUACCUCAGAGCGAUGGGACGUUCAGGGCAGACGGAACCAUCACCCUCCUAACGGGACCCAGGACAGUUCUGGUGGACACCGGGGGCCCGUGGGACCGGGACUUCCUCCUCCAGUCAUUAGGAGACAGGGGUAUGGGACCCGGGGACAUAAACGUGGUGGUGGGGACUCACGGACAUUCGGACCACGUUGGAAACCUGAACCUGUUUCCUUCUGCGUUAAUGAUCGUGGGCCAUGACGUCAGUGAAGGGGACCGGUACCGCCCGAACCGGCUAGCAGAGGGACAUGCCUUCAUUAUUGAUGAGCACGUAUCUGUCCAUCCCAGCCCAGGUCACACAGGACAAGAUGUCAGCGUCCAGGUCAGAGGGACGUCAGCAGGCACUGUGCUCAUUGCAGGAGAUUUAUUUGAGAGCUCAUCUGAUGAUAACACUUGGAGGAAUCUGAGUUUGAACCCUGCAGUACAAGAAGUCAGCCGCCAGAAUGCGCUCCAGGCUGCUAAUAUCAUCAUACCAGGUCAUGGACUUCCUUUCAGAGUUGUGAGGAACUGAUAACAUGACAAUGUAAAGAUUCUGAGGAUGACAAUUUAAUUAUGCUGCCCAGAUAACAUUAUGUGGACUGUUGUUCCACCAAAAGAUAACAAGCCACAGGAGUGCACCCCCCCCCCCCCCCCCCCCC